CGGAGUGUUACAUAACCGAGUGGCUUUAGCUGUCCAAGGUGCUGAAGGAGUGGACGGUCGUACCCUAAAACGGGACGAGCUGUGGGGGAAUUCACCUUGUUUAGGUCAAGGGCCUGCUGUAGUGGAGACGAUCGGGAGCGCAGAGAAGGAGCCUGCGUAUUUUUCCUGCCGUAGCGGUUGAAAUUUAUUCCUGAGGUGGUCGACUUGACAGAGAGAAAAUGUCGGGGCAAACGCUCACGGAUCGCAUUGCCGCUGCGCAGUACCAGCUAACUGGAUCAGAUAUGGCCCGGGCUGUGUGCAAAGCUACUACUCAUGAGGUGUCGCCGCCCAAGAAGAAGCACCUGGAAUACCUGGUGUCCGCCACAAACACCACCAACGUGAACAUUCCUCAGAUGGCUGACACGCUCUUCGAGAGGUCCACUAACGCCAGCUGGGUGGUGGUCAAGGCUCUAGUCACCACCCAUCACCUGUGCAUUCACGGCAACGAGAGAUUCAUUCAGUACUUGGCUUCCAGGACCGCCUUGUUCAACCUCAGUAAUUUCAUUGACAAAACUGGCUCUCAUGGUUAUGACAUGUCAACUUUCAUCAGACGAUAUGGGAGGUACCUGAAUGAGAAAGCCUUUGCCUACCGUCAGAUGGCUUUUGACUUCACUAGAGUCAAAAAAGGUGCUGAGGGCGUGAUGAGGACCAUGACCACUGAGAAGCUGUUGAAAGCCAUGCCCGUCCUGCAAACACAGAUUGACACGCUGCUUGAAUUCGAUGUACAUCCAAAGGAACUGAACAAUGGAAUCAUCAAUGCUUGCUUUAUGCUUCUCUUCAAGGAUUUGGUUAAACUGUUUGCAUCUUACAACGAUGGCAUCAUCAACCUAUUAGAGAAAUACUUCAAAAUGAAGAAGAGUGAGUGUAAGGAGGGCUUGGAGAUUUACAAGAGGUUUUUGACCAGAGUGACAAAGAUCGGUGAAUUUAUGAAGCUGGCUGAGACAGUGGGAGUUGACAAAAAUGACAUCCCUGAUAUUAACUAUGCUCCCAGCAGUAUCCUGGAGUCACUGGAAACCCACAUGAACGGGCUGGAAGAUACAAAGGGAGGAAAGAAGGGUGAAGGGUCACCAACAAAGGGUUCCCCCACAAACAAUGUGUCCCCCACCUCUACUCCAGCCAAAUCCUCAAAUGCUGUCCCCACUCUGCAGCCUCCUCCUGGGGAUGGUGCUGCCGCCGCCGCUGCUCCUGCUGCUCCAGAACCAGCCGAGGAAUCUUUGUUGGACCUGGAUCCUCUGUCUUCCACGGGCCCUUCAGAACCAUCAGCUGCACCUACGUCAUGGGGAGACCUCCUUGGAUCUGAAAUGGGUGAUUCGUUGCUAGCUGAACCUGCCCUCGCAGCAGAGCCCGCCCCCUCCCCGGCAGCAGCCACGCCCACACCAGCAGCUGCAGAAGCCACGCCUCUAGCUCCUCCCACUAGCACAGCAGCCGCCACCUCCCCAGGCGCCACCAAUAUGGAUCUGUUGGGAGACACUUUUGCCACACCCGCUCCUGCCCCUGAGGCAUCUGCUAAUGCAGCUGAAGGCGGAGUUGCUGCCACAUCUGCCCCUGGUGCUGCCGCUGGUGCUGACCCAUUUGCUCCAUCAGAAGGUAGCACCAACACUGUGUCCACUGGUCUAGACCUUUUCUCCAUGAUGGACUCUGAUACAACUGCUGCUAGCUCUUUGGACGCGUGUUUUACCUCACAACCUAGCCCCUCCCCCUCACCACUCUUCAGCUCUGCCUCCACAACCAUCACAACCACCGCCACCAUCUCCGCCCCCAACGCUAACCACUCCACCAACCUGUUCAGUGCGGACGUGUUCAGCUCCCCCGCCCCCCUCCUCUCCUCAGCACCACCAGCAAAAUUAGACACUGGAGACAUCAUGAACCUGUUUGGUGAGUCCACUGGAGAUGCCCCAGCUGCUGCCCCUGCCCCUGCUGCUGCUGCACCUGGAGCUGAACUCAUGUCAGUGUUUGAUGGAUUAGGAGAUGUGAUGAAGCCCACUGUGAACCCUCAGGCAGGCGAUGUUGACACCUCCAUGGCUAACAUGGCGAGUAAUCUCACAAUGGGAACAGCCCCUCAGGUAGCUCCCCCCAGUUGGGGUGCCCCCAUGGGUGGUGCACCAGGAGCUCCCAUGAUGCCGAUGGUUAGGCCGGGCUUCCCAGCAGGCGGAGCAGCCCCUGCACCUGGAGCACCGAUGUCUGGAGCUGCGCAGAGUCCGAGAAAGCCCCCUCCUCCAAGAAAUGCCCUGGAUGACCUCAACAUUAAGGACUUCAUGUAGGCAGCGGGACAGGCAAUCUCAAAAGGUUUGUCAAUGUGUAUGGAGCUUUGUGGAUAUGGAUGUCUGCACUCCCCACUGCCUCCCCUUUGUCCCUUCAGCCAAUCAGCCAUCAUCUAUACUAACUUCACUCUUUGGCUUGGUUAAAAAGCCCUCCUUUUCCUAUCUAAUGUUGUAGCACAACUGUGAAUGUGAACCCUAGAAACAGAAAACAAAAUUCAGUUUACGUGUGUGUGGGUGUGUGUAACUCAGUGUUAACCUUUACUUAAUAUACUCUGGAAAAUUUAACAAAAACAGAUAAAUGUGUAUUUAGAUCCAUUCUCCACUUCCACAUAUCAGCUGACUUGAACAGUGCAUACUGUAUAUGUUGGUUUUGCGCAUUCCCCAGAUGAGGACUGUGUUGUUAAAUGUGGACUGUGUUCAGUGUGUGUAACUUCACCUGCCAAGGCCCACCCAGUCUCAAACUUUCCAGGAGCUAAGUAUCAUUCAUUCAACUCUUGUUCUUUCUCUGCAACCAUUCUCACCUGUUGACUUUCGGACAGUCAAAUGUGACCGCAUGCACUGCAAA
Molecule: messenger RNA, 2865 nt
Organism: Boleophthalmus pectinirostris (great blue-spotted mudskipper)
Lineage: Eukaryota; Metazoa; Chordata; Actinopteri; Gobiiformes; Gobiidae
Product: clathrin coat assembly protein AP180-like
Biological process (GO): clathrin-dependent endocytosis; synaptic vesicle budding from presynaptic endocytic zone membrane; clathrin coat assembly
Cellular component (GO): extrinsic component of presynaptic endocytic zone membrane; clathrin-coated pit; synaptic vesicle
Molecular function (GO): SNARE binding; phosphatidylinositol-4,5-bisphosphate binding; clathrin heavy chain binding
Source: RefSeq, a predicted model, not a curated record